Mauremys mutica (yellowpond turtle) is the source of this 1206-nucleotide messenger RNA. RefSeq lists its product as uncharacterized. The transcript has 2 exons. The coding region runs from base 94 to 1050 and encodes 318 amino acids. NCBI's taxonomy places the organism in Eukaryota, Metazoa, Chordata, Testudines, Geoemydidae. The record is from RefSeq and is a predicted model, not a curated record.
UUACCCCAUAAGUCUCAGCGCCGGACAGAGGAGGCCAUUUCUUACCAAGCACACGUGUUUUAGAAAAGCGUGGAAAGGCUGCCGAGAGGAAACAUGGACUCCUUCACCACCCCCGUCAGAACUUCGGACUUUGUUUUAGCCCCGAGGGUCUUUGACCGUCCACGGAAAAGACGUUACAUCAGCGACAGUUCUGAGGAGGAGGGUGUGACUUUGGGGAGCCCUUUGGCCCAGCCGUUGUUGGAUACGCCGGACCCCGACCCCAAAACCCUCGUGAGACACCCCGAGGAGCCUGAUGGUCUCUCUUUGUCCACCCCCUCAGAUUGCCACUUGGGAGAGUCACCGGUGGACAAGGCAAACGGAAAAGAAGGCGCUCAGCAGCUCGACGAUGCCUUUCUAGAGGACCCAGAGCCCCUGGACAGCGUUGCAUCAAGCAGCGAAGAUGAACCGGGCCCACCAUGUUUUUGCUCAACACCAAUACAAAUUGUUGAAGAGGGCUCCGAGGAUGAUGGGUUUGAGGAAUUUAGGAGGAGGCUUGGCAUAGAACUAUCCGAGCCAGUGCCACGUCGUGAGCGUAAAAAAGUUAUGCGGACUAUUGUACGCGUUGCUGUUUAUGCUGUUCUUAAACACUGCCUUAGGGAAAAGCUUUUUGAAGAUUGUGAGGGCUGUGCUAUAGAUGCGCCAGCCCAACGACACCAUGACUGUGUGACUUGGACUUCAGUGGAUAUAAACUGCAAGCUCCGGGCCCUGUGUGCUGAGCUGUGUUUGGAAAGCUUAUUAAACACUGUUAUUGCCAUAGGUUAUGCUAUGCAAUGUCUGUACCUAACCCAAGAACAUUUAGCACAAGGGGUGACUUUGAUAAAUGCUGUGCAAUUCAGUGAAGACCCUGACCGUGUUUUAAAGAAAAUGACCAAGCCGGAAGAUGCCUGCUUACAACGUUAUAUUGAUCGUCUAGUUCGCACAAAAAGUUACAGAACCCUGCUUAAGAAAAAGACUAUUUGUAAGAAAUCUAAAAGGCUUAAGUUAGAGAAUGGUGAGGAGGCAAACAUGUGAUAUAAAACUUGGUAGCUGUAAAUUUAAAAAAAAAAAGGGGGUUGUGAUUAUUGUGUUUUGUUAGAAGGCCUUUUGCCCUUAAGUUUUAAUGAAGCAUCUUGGUUUGUUUUGAAGGAGUUGUAUGUCUUUUUAAAAUAAAAUAGUUUGUGAGAAUUA